CGACUACACAAUGGCUAUUGGUCCUGUCUCCAUUCCCCAGGAAACUCAGAUCCUCGUUAUCGGCGGCGGACCUUCUGGAUCGUACGCCGCCACUCUCCUUGCUAGAGGUAGUGAUUUUAUCGCUCAGAUCCGUUUGAUUGCUCAUCUCCAUCUUCUUUUCAAUGAAGAGGGUUUCAAAGUCACACUCUUGGAACGUGAUGUGUUUCCGAGGUACCACAUCGGGGAGAGUAUGUUACCGUCAGUUUCCCAAUUUUUGAAGCUCAUCGAGGCGGAUGGGAUCGUCUCCGCUCAUGGGUUCACUCCGAAGCCUGGAGCCGCCGUCAAGUUGAAUCAGGCCAGCCGCGAAGGAUACACCGACUUUAACGCCUUGGACUCGACUACAAAGGCGUGGAACGUUAUUCGAUCAGAGUUCGAUGACAUCCUCUUCAAGAACGCCGCCACCAACGGAGCCUCCGUCCACGACGGCACGAAAGUCACCGCCAUACACUUCAUCCCGUCUGAUUCCACCACCUACGCUACGGAGCCGGGUCGUCCCAUUGCCGCUGACUAUGUCUCCAAAUCCGGAGUCUCUGGGACGGUCAAGUUCGACUAUCUAGUUGACGCUUCGGGUCGAGCCGGGGUUAUGUCGACGAAGUACUUGAAGGAGAACCGAAGGAUCAAUCAAAGCUUGAAGAAUGUGGCCGUUUGGGGCUAUUGGAAAGGCGGGGCGAAGUAUGCGCCGGGGACGAAGAGGGAGAAUGCACCGUGGUUCGAGUCACUGACUGAUCAAUCCGGCUGGAGUUGGUACAUCCCCCUUCACAACGGAACUGUUUCUGUCGGUUUCGUCAUGUCUGAGGAAUCCAGCAUCGCCAAGAAAAAGGCCCUCCGUGCUUCGAACCCCGAGUCUAAUAAACUAUUGAGAGAUCACUUCGUCGAGCAACUUCAUCACGCACCGGGUCUCCAAAAGUUAUUGAAGGAUGCGAAAUUGGUCGAUGUCGAAGCCGACGAUGGAGGCGUGAAGUCUGCCAGUGACUAUAGUUACUCGGCCAAGGUGUACGGCGGAGAUCAUUUCAGGCUCGUUGGGGAUGCUGGAGCUUUUAUCGACCCCUUCUUCUCCUCUGGCGUUCACCUCGCGUUCACCUCGGCGCUCUCCGCUGCCUGCACCAUCGCUGCCUCCAUACGUUCUCAGGCGCCCGAGCAUCUCUCCCUCCAGUUCCACAACGAGAAGUUCGGAACUGCGUACACGAGGUUCCUAUUCGUCGUCCUAAGCGCCUACAAGCAGGUCAGGGCGCAGCAGGAGGCAGUGUUGCAGGAUGUCGACGAGGGAGACUUCGACAGGGCGUUUGACUUGAUCCGGCCUGUGAUCCAAGGGGCUGGAGCCGUACCGAUGGAGGCCGACUCGCUCACCGAGACCGAGGUCCAGAAGACCAUCGACUUCUGCGCCAAAGUCUUCGGAGGCGGCAUGCAUCAGCCCAAUGGCGUCGCUCCGCCUCCCGCACCCAUCUCCGACGAGCCUGAGCUUCUCGCCACGGACGAAUCUCAACUUCAGACGGACGCGAACGACGAGGAGAAAAUGCUCGCGUUGAAGGACGUCACCGCGAGGAAGAAACUGCACGCGGGGAUGUACGAUAUUGCGGGGCAGUUUGGGAUCAGUGACGCGGAUGGGGCUAAGGGCAGUGGAAGUGGAGCCGGGGAGGUAUUCGUUGGGUUGAGGACUUGCUGCGAGAGGGGGAAGUUGGGACUCUUGAGGGCUACGUAAGCGGUUCGAUAUGUGCCGAGAAACUAUCUCUUCGUUCAUUUCCUAUGACUUACACUGUAUGACUAUUGUAC
Stereum hirsutum FP-91666 SS1 is the source of this 1809-nucleotide messenger RNA. Its product is annotated as FAD/NAD-P-binding domain-containing protein. The coding region runs from base 11 to 1738 and encodes 575 amino acids. Lineage: Eukaryota; Fungi; Basidiomycota; Agaricomycetes; Russulales; Stereaceae. Gene Ontology annotation, molecular function: monooxygenase activity. The transcript has 9 exons. The record is from RefSeq and is a predicted model, not a curated record.